Molecule: messenger RNA, 2601 nt
Organism: Linum tenue
Lineage: Eukaryota; Viridiplantae; Streptophyta; Magnoliopsida; Malpighiales; Linaceae
Source: the annotation of a GenBank genome assembly
CUAAAAACCAAAACGUAGAAAUAGGGUGACGGAAAUAGCAACACAGCUAAACGAUAAAUCUUACAGUUUCCGCCAUCGUCCUCCUUCUUUCCUUCGGAGACUCUCCUGCAACUUCUGCUGAUUUCUCGUUGAGAUUUCAAACUAUUUACUCAUCCUAUCAUUGGAAUAUAUAUGUGCCAUUUGAAUCCACCGCUCGCUCGUUACAGUCUCCCUCCUCUCCGAUGGCGGGUCCAAUCAGACCCACAUUCCAGUCCUCUUCGUCUUCUUCGAAUGCCUUCGUUUUCCGUCUCCUCUUUCUUCUCGCUCUCCUCCCCUUGACCCUCGCGGUUUUCGCAUUCGUCCUCCAAUGGCGUGGCGGAUUUUUGAGCGACCCCAUUAACAGAUGGUCUCCAGAAACCCAUCAGUUCCCCGGCAUGAUGGAAACCACCGCCGAGGAGGCUGAUGCCUUCGGCGGCAGCUCCGCCAAGGCUGUCGUCAGAAGUUCCGAUUCAGGGUGCUCUCUUUUGGGUCCCUCCCAUUCUGCUUCGUUUCCUUAUUACCGGGAUUGGAAGUUCGACUAUGGGUCGGAUCUGAAUCCCAAGGGUGUGAAAGUCAUAUACAGGACUAGGGAACUCGAGGUGCAACAAGCUAAUAGCCGCGUUUGGAAUGAAACUUGGCUGGCAAGCUUCUUCUACAAACCUUGCAAUCAUGAGUUAUUUGUGAAGCAAUCACUCAAUAUGGAAAUGGCCAUCGUCAUGGCAAGGGACGAAGGAAUGGAUUGGAUUCUCCACCUUGACACAGAUGAGCUCAUUCAUCCUGCUGGAGCUCCUGAGUAUUCUUUGAGGCGGCUUCUAUCAGAUGUACCUGAAGAUGUCAAUAUGGUUGUCUUUCCAAAUUACGAGAGUAGUGUCGAGAGGGAUGAUAUCAAGGAACCUUUCAGUCAGGUCUCAAUGUUUAAGAAAAAUUAUGAUCAUCUUCCUAAAGAGGUAUACUUUGGAAGCUACAGGGAAGCCACCCGUGGCAAUCCAAACUACUUUCUUACAUAUGGAAAUGGCAAGUCUGCUGCUCGAGUUCAAGAUGAUCUUCGUCCCAAUGGUGCACAUCGAUGGCACAAUUAUAGGAGGACUCCCAAUGAAGUCAAAUUUGAAGAGGCUGCUGUUCUGCAUUAUACAUAUACGAAAUUUUCGGAUCUGACUUCAAGGAGGGAUCGCUGUGGAUGCAAACCCACUAAAGAGGAUGUCAAGAGGUGUUUCAUGUUGGAAUUCGACAGAGCUGCCUUCAUAAUUGCUUCAACUGCAACAGACGAAGAAAUGCUCCGCUGGUAUCGGGAACAUGUUGUAUGGACAGACAAAAAUUUGAUUCUCAAACUCCAGAAAAAGGGCAUCCUGACUCGCAUUUACUCCCCCAUGUUAAUUAUUCAAGCACUAAGGGAAGCUGGAGUAUUCAGCUCAGUAAUAUCAGAAGCCGCAGCAACGAGAAACAUCCCAAUAGAUGACUUCUCAUCAUCAGUGAAUGCUACUACUACCAACCCUAGUAGUCCAGACAUACCCACCGGCUUGGUGCAUUCGAGAAAAAUUGGCCAGGAGAAGAAGGCGGCAGAAUCCCAUGCAGCAGGCGGAAGAAGGUUGUUCGACAAGUCUUCUCACCCGCCAGCAGUGCCUCCGCUUUCUCCACCUGGCAUAGAUGACAUUAUCGAAAUAGUCUCGACAUGAACCUCUAUAAACGAAGUAUGUCCUUCUCCACCAUUUCCACUGGCAUUAGAUUUGAUCAAAGCAAAACUAUGGUGGGUGGUCCUUUAGUCAUUCCUGUACAUUUAGGUUUAGGAAAUUUUGUCUUUCAUUUUGAUUUUCCCACUAUAUAUGAGAUCUUCACAGCUGAGGAAAAGAAGAUUUUGAUUCUGAUACAAGCAGACCUCACUAUACACUUUCCUUUGUUGUUGUUUUUUUCUGGCCAUGUGGUUAGGAACAUCAAAGUCUAGUUUUUCUUUUUGGGAAUUGAUUCCCCCAUUGUUAUCAGUGGUUACACAGACUACAGAGAGUUAUAUGAUAUGACAUUGAUAUGAGAUCAUUACUUUGAAAAUGGCUUCUUUCAAUUGAUGUCUGUUUGUGCUUUGCUUUGAGGCGGGGGACAAUGGAGAGUGAUUAUGGGUAUCGUAUCUGAUAUAGGAACAGAAGGAUGACCAAUGGGGUUUCAGAGUUAGAUUGCCUCCCUCACAUCAAAGAUCCUAACUUUCUUAAAGCCAUUGAUGGGGUGUUUGGCUUCUGGGCCGCUAACAUUACAGGUGGGGGAAAGAAAAGUAGGCAGGCAAACAGGCAAGAGCACUAAAUAUGGUUGUGUGCCGAUGUGAUGUUGAAAUUAGGUGAAUUCUGAGGCUUUGCUUCAAUGGGAGAGGAAUAAGGGCAGUGGUGGUGGGAGACAGACAGAUUGCUUCAUAGAAGGGGCAAGCAACAUUGUGUAGUUGUGUACAUGCUAUUUGCUGGCCUACAUCUUUUGGCCUUAUAUUAAUACCUAAAGUAUGUAUUUCACGAGCAAGUCUAGAGUGCACUUCUAAUUUUGGAUGUAUCGUACACGCGCUAUUUACAAUUGAUUUGUCUGUAUUGGUCGACGAUUUUUUGUAACUCU